UCUGACAUUCACUUCAUAGUAGCUUGUAUUCUGCGUUGAUUUUGCCUCUGCUUCUGCUUUCCUAACUACAGCCGGUCCACUGUGAAUAUGUCCAAGUACUGUGAUCAGGACUUUUACAUAGAGGAGAUUGAUGAAGACAAAAUUUUGGCAGGUCUUUCAGUUGAAGAGCUCCAGCAGCUUCAGAAGGAAAUGGAUGAUAUUGCCCCUGACAAGAUGGUACCAGUAGGAGAGAGACAUAAUAAUGCAUCUGUUGAAGCACCAACUCAAGGGGAUGGAAAUGGGGAAUCUGAGGAUCAGGAAGACAUUGAUGAAGAUGUGAUUCUGGCAGGUCUCUCUGCUGAAGAGCUCCAACAGCUCCAGAAUGACAUAGAGGUAAUUGCUCCUGAUGAGAGAGUGCCAGUAGGGAUGCGACAGAAGGAUCAGACCGAUAAACCCCCAACAGGUUCAUUUGACCAUAGGUCACUAGUAGACUACUUGUACUGGGAGAGACAAUCUAAACGGUUGCUGGAAGAAGAAAGAAUCCCUACAACCCUCCUCCCCAGUCAGAAAAAAAAGGAGGAAGAGCUGAAGAAUGCAGUGAAAGAAGCUAAUAAAAAUAUUGAAAUGGAAUAUGUCUAUAAGGAGUUAGGAGAAGAUGCUGAGAUAGGGGAUUGUGAAGAGGUGACUGAGGUCAUCAUUGAAGAGGUAAAAGACAAAAUUUUGGAUGUAGAAGUUGGUGAAUAUGCUCAAAAGCCAAUUAAAACAGAACCUCAAGACAGCAGCAUUGCUGUGUGUGCCAACUCUCAGCCAUCUCCAAAUUUCUCUCUUUCACAAAGAGAUAAAGGGGCUUAUAGAGCUGAAUUGAAUGAGGAAGAACCAAUAAUUGCUCAAAUUAAGCAAAUAGAUCAGAUUCAAUGUACAACUGUUUCCUCAGCCUAUGAGAACUGGGUUCCAAAAAAAGAAGAAAGAGUCAUAUCCAAGUUGAAGAUCCCAAAGCUCGCACUUGGUGAUGGUUUGAUUAAAAAAACUGCAAGGCCAUCUGGGAAUGAUACCAAUUUGGAAAGCACCCUGGAAAAAAUUCGCAAUCAUAACUCCUCUGUCACUGAUAUCAACCUAAACAAUAUUGAGAACAUGCCUAAAGAAAUGCUUUUAGACUUUAUUGAGGCUUUAAAAAAGAACAAGCAUGUAAAGACUUUCAGCAUUGCAAACACAGGUGCAGACGAAAACGUGGCCUUUUGCCUCGCCAACAUGCUGCGAGAGAACAGGAGCAUCAACACACUCAACAUUGAAUCUAACUUUAUUACUGGAAAAGGUAUCAUUGCGAUUAUGCGCUGUCUACAGUUCAAUGAGACUUUGACAGAACUCCGCUUCCACAAUCAGAGACACAUGCUGGGUCAUCAUGCAGAAAUGGAAGUGGCACGUCUCCUGAAAGCCAACAACACUCUGCUUAAGAUUGGCUACCAUUUUGAGCUUCCUGGGCCCAGGAUGGUGGUGACCAAUUUGCUCACUAGAAACCUUGACAGGCAGCGGCAACAAAGGAAGGAAGAGCAGAGGCUUCAUCAAAUUAAAGAACAAUGUCAGAUUAUAGGGGUGCAUGAGAACCACUUGAACAUGCCAGCAGGUCUGCUGGAGAUGUUAGGAGGAUAUAUUGAUGGAAUGGAAUUUCUGUGUGCUGCUCAGGAUUAUCAGCAUCUUUCACGAUGCUUUCCAGAACCCUCUAUGGUAUCAACAACAUGUCACCAGGUGCAUAAAAAUCACCACCCUACACAACAACAUCCAUCCAGUUCAGGCUCAGACCCCAGCAAUAUAUUAAAAGAUGUGAAACUUAAGAAGACUCCUAAACGUUGUGACCCACUCCUGGAUUUAACUAUAAAAGAAGAGAAAGCAGAUGGGAGAGCUAACAUUCGGUUGCGAAGCACUCCCAAGCUAACAAAAACAGCAAGUGAAGGCUUUCUGGAUGACCGGGCCAACCUGAAAGAUGUGAUCAAUGCACUGAAACCAGUUCCAAGAAGAAGGCAGCCACCAAAAGUAGAACUAACACCACGUGACCUACUUCUCAAUGAAAUUAAACAGAGCAAUGUGGCCUAUCUAAAAGCGGUGCCGCUUCCCAAAGUUUUGGAAUCAGAGGAAACCAGUCUUUUAUGAUGACAGCAUGCUUUUAGACAGACUGCUCAUCUGUACCUGUAGCCAUUAUUGGUCGAAGCAUUGAUCACAGUGUGGCCAUUAAUUUUCUAUUAAUAUUACAAUAGUUUCAUGAAACAUCCGUGUACUCUAACCCUUACAUUAAUGUGUUUACUAAUCUAUUCACUCAGUAUUAGUAUUAUAUAGUAUACUUUUUGCAUUUUGCCAGUAACACUGAAUUUAAAUUUAAAUAGUUCUGCAGGAUAAUAUCUAGUCUGCCCCUGUAUUUCAUCAAGUUGGAUUUAAAAUAGCUAUGAAAAUGUUAUGAGGUGUAACCUGUGAAAAAAAUGUAUUUCUACUUUUGGUUACACAAAUAUUUAUGGAGCUGAUGCUGUAUUUAGAUUUCAGCAAAGCCAGAUGAGAUGCACCAAAUGAAUUACAGACAGUCAGAAGUAAGCUUUCUGAUUAGAUACUAUGCUUUUUUCUUUUGUUGUGUGUAGCAGGAAAAUACCAUGUUGUGAUAUUUUACUGUCUUUUAUCAGAAGCUCAUGUAGGUAAUUUUACUAAGACUAUCUCAGAAAUAUUGCAAAGAUAUAAAGUAUAGUGCCACUAUAAGAUACAGAAUAAAUAAUCCAUGCUUUUUUUACCUGUAGGUUAUGGACAUGAUCACAUCUUACUGUCUGGAUGCUCCAGUAGGUAUAACAAUCAGUUCAUAAUGUAGCUAGAGUCCUAUCUAGAAACAGAAUAUAUGAACACAUAACCCCUAUCUUAUUCAUACUACUAUGUCUCCCUGUCUGAUUUUACAUUGAUUAUAAAAUACGACUACUAACCUAUAAAGCAAUUAAUGGUCUCACACCACAGUAACUGAGUAACUUUUGUUUUUUAUUAUGUCACACCUAUUUUUAUCAAAGGGUGCAGGCUCAAGCAGGGGGCCGAGCUUUCUCUUAUAAAUAAGCCCACAGUUUUGGAACAGCCUUCAAAUGAAUUUUCAAUUAGUGAUCACUUUCUUUGUGAUAUCUCCCAUAUUCUUCAGAUGUCUGGGCUAUGCUGUUGGGUAGCUAGUAAGGAGCUUUUUCUCAAAUAAAAUAAUCAAGCAUAAAUUAAUCAACCCAAACCAAAGGCUAAUUGUUUUAUGGUCUGAUGAAUACAAUUCUUAAGUUAAAUUAAGCUUGAUACAAAAAAGCACCAUAAGAUCAUAAUCAAAAUUACCAUAAGAACAUCAUACCCACAGUUCAGCAUGCUAGUGGCAGCAUCUUGCUUUAUGACUGAUUUUUCUUUAGCCAGUGCUGGGGCUUUUAUCAAGGUGGAGGCAAUAAAUUAAACUUUAUUUAUAAACCACUCUUAACAAUGGACAUUGUCUCGAUUAGCUUUACAAAAAACUAUCAGAAAAUUUUAAGUUUUAAAUUAAAUUUAUAUUUAUCCCUAAUGAGCAGGCCUGAGGAAAUGGUGGCUAGGAAAAAACAGCUAUGCUUGUAAUCAUGUGAUAGUUAAAGACACUGUACAAUAUGUGUAAAGUGCAGUCAGGGACUCCGGCUAAACUUGUUACGACAGCAUAACUAAAAGGCUAGCGCCAAAAGGUGACACAGACAUGGGGGCUUCCUGGGAUAUAAAGCGUCCAACCACUCCACAGUCAGCAAACCUGAGAAAGAGUGGAUUAGUUUGACAGACUCUAAACAUCCCAGUUCAGCAAAUAUUCUAUGUCCAUGAACCCUCCAUUUCUGCUCCUUUAGCUAAGAAAAGCUAUUCAUGAAAAGCUAGACAAAACAAAUGUGUUUUCAGCCUGAGCUUAAAUAAUGAAUCUCUGUCUGAGUCCCAAACACUAAUUGGAAGUCUGUUGAAUAACUUUGGGGAUCUGUAAGAAAAAGCUCUGCCCAUGCUGAAGCCUUUACUACUUGAGGUAUUACCAAAUAGCCUGCACCUUUUGAUCGAAGUAGGCUAGACGGAUCAUAAAAAAACAAAACACAGGUACUGUGACACAAGACCAUUCAGUAUGUUAUAAGACAGUAAUAGUAUUUUAUAUAGGAGCUAAUGCAGAUAAUAUACUGUAGGAGUGAUACGUUCAUAUCUUCUGGUUCUAGUUAGGACUCUAGCUGCUGUGUUCUGCACUACUGGAAAAUCUAGACAAUAAAGCAUUAUAAUUCAUGCUUUGUUUCCAACCUAGAGGUAACAAAGCAUGAACUAGUGUUUCUGCAUCACUAGUGCCAUCAUAUUUCUUAUAUGAGCAAUAUUUCUGAGAUGAAAUAAGGCUAACCUAGGGAUAUUAUCUAUGUGAGCUUCAAAUGAGAAACUGGAGUCAAUAAUCACACCAAGGUAUUUUACUGCUGCACAUGAUGAAAUAGAAAGACCAUCCAGAGUUACUCUGUAAUCAGAAAGCUUACUUCUGGCUGCAUGUGGUCCAGGGUUAAGCAGGAGUUAGUUUAAUGUCCUUUACACAUUCUUCAAUCUUAUUAAGCUGGUGUCUCUCAUCUGACAUAGCUGAAACAUAUAGCUGUGUGUCAUCAACAUAACAGUGGAAGAUAAUACCAUGCUUAUGAAUCAUGAGGUAGCAUAUGUAAGGAGAAAAGGGCCGGCCUAAAACAGAACCUUGCAAAACACCAAACAUUACCUUAGUAUGCUUAGAGAAGUCACCAUUAAGAUCUACAAAAAGAUUUCAGGACAUAGCCAGUGCUAAGGGAAGAAUUUAUUAUUUUUAGAAGGCUAACUGGUAAUAUGUGUUAAAAGAAACAUCUAGGUAAGGGAUCCAGUAUGUAGGUUGAUAAUUUUGAAGAAGAAAUCAUUGGAAUUUUGUCUCUUGUAAACAGUCCUGAUUAGAAACAGUAAUAUUAUUUACAGCAUCUUCUGUCAAAUUGUUUGUUAAAUUAAUGGUCUGAAUUUUCUGCCUGAAAAUAUAAAUUCUUCCAUUGAAAUAAUUCAUGCAGUCAUUGCUGCUGAAAAUAUAAGGUAUGCGCUUUUCUACAGUGUUUUUAUUCCUAUAUAAUUUUGCUACAGCAUUAGAUGAAAAUUUAGAAAUAUUUUUGUUUUCUUAAAUUAGGGUGGAGAGAUACACUAAUCAGCAUACCAGCAUAAAGAGAUUGUUGUAGCUCAGAAGGUUGUCUAUCCAUUUCAGUUUAGUUUUAUUAUUUAGUUGUUUUUUUAGAUUUAUGUUACAAUUUCCUAAUUCAUUGUUUGGAAGCAAUUGAAGAAGACAGUUCAAAAGUUUUGAGAAGUUAUACUAACUUAAACUGCCCCUAGAGGGGAUUUAGACAAAACAUUUUGGAGUCCCUUGUGACAAGGCCCUUUACAUAUAUACUGAGUUUGGUCGAAAUUUAUUACAAAUCAUAUAAGGGUUACCAAAUAAAUAUCCAUCAUCUGUAUAAAAAUUUGGAGAAAAUUUUAUUUGGAUUGGUACCAUUAUGUUCACUAAUUAAGGUACCAUUAAGUUUCUAUUAAGUUUUUAAUGGUUUAAAAAUGUAGGAAAAAUGUCAACUUCCUAAUCAACUUCCAUUUUGAGAAAAUGCAAAGUCUUUAUUUUACCAGCACUCCUGCAAAGGAAUCAAUAGUAACAAGAAUUUUGAUUUGCUGUUGAGCAUUGUAAAAAAUUGAGCAGGCAUAAGGUCCUACAGUUUAGCUAAAAUCUAUUCCACAGUUGCUGAGGUAUACCCUCACAUUCAAUUUGUCAGCUUUGCCAUCAUAUUUAUUUGCUUUGGAUGUACCAUCCUGUCAAUGAAAAACAACCAAUAUAUUAAAAACUACUUUUUGGGAUAGUCUCACAAUUGUGCAAUUUAA
Molecule: messenger RNA, 5865 nt
Organism: Tachysurus vachellii
Lineage: Eukaryota; Metazoa; Chordata; Actinopteri; Siluriformes; Bagridae
Gene: lmod3
Product: leiomodin 3 (fetal)
Exons: 4
Coding region: 88-2124 (678 amino acids)
Biological process (GO): pointed-end actin filament capping; myofibril assembly; muscle contraction
Cellular component (GO): striated muscle thin filament; myofibril
Molecular function (GO): tropomyosin binding
Source: RefSeq, a predicted model, not a curated record